AUGUACUCCAAGUUCUGGCCCAAGGGCGGCCUUCCCGGGAUCCUCCAUCACUAUACGGAGACUCUGGUGACCUUUGAGUACACCACCAGCGCCGUCUCGCAGCCUCACAGCAUCCUCUUCGUCGGCGGUCUCAGCGACGGCCCCGCCUCGACGUCGUAUCUCGCCGACGUCGUCAAGGGGCUGCAGCCGACACAAUGGUCCCUCUUCACGCUCGCCCUCACCUCUUCAUACCAGUCGUGGGGCCUGGGCCAUCUAGACAGAGACACGGAUGAGAUUGCGCAAUGCGUGCGCUACAUCCAGGACUACAAGACGUCCAAGUACGGCGCUGCCGGCAAGAUUGUCCUCAUGGGCCACUCGAGCGGCAGCCAGUGCGUGCUUCACUACCUAUCGCGGCCGAACCCGCACACGAGUAAGCCGUCAUUUGACGCAGACCUGGAGCACGUCGAGCGGCCCGUCCUCGACGGCGCCAUCAUGCAGGCGCCCGUGUCGGACCGUGAGGCUCUCCUCUGGGUGCUCAAGACCGGGUUUGGGGACAAGUCGCCACAGGAUAUGCGUGUGGUUUACGACAAUAUGUUGGCGGCCGCCAACGAAGCCGUGAAGGGCGGCUCCGAACUCGACGCCAUCCUUCCCUUGUCGCUCACUGCCUGCAUCUACGGCUACAACACACCGUUGAGCGCGCGACGAUUCCUGAGCCUCGCCAGCCCCGACAGUCCGCAAUCGCCGAGCGAAGACGACCUGUUCAGCUCCGACCUCGGGCCUGCUCAGCUACAGCAGACCUUCGGAAGAAUAAGACCCAUGGGCUUGCUGCGAAACAAGCUCAUGGCCCUGAUCUCGGGCGCCGACCAGUCCAUGCCCGACUGGGUAGACAAGGAGGGACAGUUGGUGAAGUGGAAGAGCGCGACGAAUGGCGCGGGCGGACCGGAGAUUUGGGAUUCGGAGCACAGCGCGGUCAUUCCAGGGGCGUCGCAUGCUCUGAGCGAUGACGACCAGGAGGAGCCGCGGAGGUUUCUUGUAGGUAAAGUGCUGGGCUACUUACAGACGUUGCAAUAA
Purpureocillium lilacinum is the source of this 1050-nucleotide messenger RNA. RefSeq lists its product as uncharacterized. The record is from RefSeq and is a predicted model, not a curated record. NCBI's taxonomy places the organism in Eukaryota, Fungi, Ascomycota, Sordariomycetes, Hypocreales, Ophiocordycipitaceae.